This is a messenger RNA of Hyalella azteca, 2803 nucleotides long. Its product is annotated as protein unc-93 homolog A-like. Lineage: Eukaryota; Metazoa; Arthropoda; Malacostraca; Amphipoda; Hyalellidae. The transcript has 7 exons. Bases 1 to 1320 code for a protein of 439 amino acids. The record is from RefSeq and is a predicted model, not a curated record.
AUGCAGUUCAUGCAGUCUCUGGCCACGCUGUCCAUAGCGAUCACGGUGGGUGUGAUGGUAAUUUGCUCGUCCUUCUCCCCAGUUUUGACAAUACGCACAAUGGGCCACAAGUCUGCAAUAGCAGUGGGCCUCGUGAUCAUCACAGUAUAUUGUGGUGCUCAGUUCCACCCUCUGUACUACACUGCCGUGCCUGCCGCUAUCCUCAUGGGUGUACAGGGGGCUACCCUCUGGACCGCGGUGUCUUCCUUUCUCGUGCGGACAGGGGGGAAAUUUGCGGAGUUGAAUUCCGACGACCGCGAGGUCUGCAUCACGCGCUUCUUUGGCUUGCUGUACACGAUGGUCCGGCUGAACCUCGCCAUUAGCUACUUGGUUCUCAGCGAGGGUUUCCCGCUGAACGGCACGACGGUACUAGUAAACGGCACCACCGUUCUAGUUAACGGUACCACCUUGCUGGUGAACGGUACCACUGUGCAAGUGAACGGCACUCAUCUUAGCCGCUGUGGCUUCCACUUUUGUGCAUACAAUUCUACGAUGCCGGUGCACUCGGGAGCGGCUUUCUCCAGCGCCUGGAUUAUCCUCACUGGAGUAGCGUUUGUGCUGUCAAUCCUGGCCGCCUUCUUGGUCGCUCACUACGUCACCAGGCUAUUUGACCUGGUCGGGGACUGGAAGGGAGAUGGCGGUGACCCGCCAAGCGUGGGCCAAGUGUUGCUGGAGCCGCUGCGGCAGUGCGCCGCCCCCCUCAUGCUGCUGCUGCUGCCCCUGACACUCUGGUCCGGGGCUCAGGUCGCAUUCAUCAUUCACGUGUACUCGCAGGGCUUUGUGUCGUGCGGCUUGGGCCAGCCAAUGAUUGGCUACGUUAUUCUGACGUUUGCCAGCGCCAGCGCCUUGUGCUCUUCGCUGUCUGGGUUUUUGGUCCAGCGUCUAGGCAGAAGAUCCAUGUUCCUGAGCGCAGGCUUCGUCAACUUGUCCAUGAUUUUGUUGAUGCUCAACUGGGAGCCUCAGGCAGACCACUUCCCGUUGUACUUCAUCGUGGCUGGAAUAUGGGGAGUGUCGGACGCGGUGUGGCAUACGCAGCUCAGUGCCCUGUAUGGCGUGGUGCAAGUAGCAAGUCCUGAAGCCGCAUUCAGCGUCUUCGUGCUCUGGCAUUCCCUGGGCUACCUCUCCGUCUUCCUCACUCACUCGCUGCUCUGCGUCGACGCUUCCGUCUACAUUCUGCUCAUGCUCCUGUUCUCUGGUGUCAUCGGCUACCUCUGUGUCGAAAUUGUCGAGUCGCGGAGAUUCGGAAACAACGACCCGUCCAAAUUGCAAGCUAUAGAGUGAUGUUUGUAUCAAGAUAGAUCAUUGUGUGACGAUAGCAAGGCCUUGAAGCUCACAGAUGCGUUAUGAUUAGGAAGGAAUUGGAGGCAGCGAUGUUGCAACAAUGGAGCCACCAAACUAUAGGCCGCCGAUUUUAUUUUGAAACUUCCACCAAACUUCUAUUUUAUUUCAUUUGAAAUAAAUUAGAAGUAUUGUGAGUCGACUCAAGUGCAUUCAAACCACUAGUAAUGUUUUGAUUAUUGAGGAAUUAAAGGCAUUGUUCCGCCCAAAUAAGAAAGGCCUCUUAUGUAGACUUUAAAUAGGUUAUACAUAUCUGCAUAAUUAUCUUUAAUGUAUCAAUUUAUUUUAGCGUGUGAAAGUAUUAUUUCAUUAUUAUGAAAGUAUUCCGGCGUAAUAUAAGAAAGGCCUCUUAUGUAGACUUGAAAUAGAUUAUACAAAUCUGCAUAAUUAUCUUUAAUGUACUAAUUUAAUUUAGCGUGUGAAAGUAUUAUUAGCUAUAUACAGUCGCAAUAUUUUCAUAUAUUAAUAUAUUUUUAGUUUAGAUUACUUUAGUUGCUGUGUAAAAAUGCCAAUAAUACUGCUCUUCAAUGUACAUAUUUUUCAGCGCACAUUCGUUUGCAUUGGCGAAUUUAGGAGGCAAACUAUGCACACAUUUUCAUGCAUAUUAAGCAAAAGGAAGAUAUUCGCAUUUUAUGAAAUAAUAAUAUCAAAAUUAUUACAUAUUAUUAUUAGAAGUUGUUGACCUAAUGAGAGUUAUUCCAGUUAACAAAUUCAGGUUUAACGAAUUUUGCAUUAAAAUUUUAAACUCUUAAAAUAUUUUUCCGAUAUUCCUUUCGUCGUUUUACUUGUGCAUUACAUAUCAUUAAGUUUAAGAUAAUUUGUGUUAGACAUUUUGCGAGUUUUAUUUUGUAAUAAAAUAUAACUUUCCCUUGACCUUGGCAACACCGUUUGGAAGCUAACGUCGCGCACACAAUUUUCUCUUUAGUCAUUACCGUAGGCUGAUCCCUGCUGCAGGUUAGUUAAAACUCCAAUAGGUUCCUUUUUAUUAGCUGAUUAAUUGUUAUAUUGUAUUGAUAUUUCUUCAUUCAUCUUCAACGACGAUUAUUUCUUAGAUUUACUCUUCAACAGAUACGCACGUUGCCAAGGGUAUUAUUUUCACUAUUUUUCCAUAGCUUAAUAAUUAUUUUCAAAGCCCACCUUGUUGUCAAUUUACCCUGCAUUUAAAUCUCAGUUCCAGUUUUUCAUUUUCAAUCCUGUUGCCUUACAGUGUGGGUAAUGACUGGCUCUCACCCCACAGAUGAAGUGUUAUUAAAAAAGUUCACAUCCUUCUGGUUGAACUAAAUAAACAUUUUGAUUUCAAUUUCAAAAUUAAAUUUUGAUAUUUCUACAAUUUAUUGAAGACAAGACGAAUUUCAGGCAGACAUCAAGUGGGUAGCAAGAACGUGGUCAUGAAAGCAUGUGCGAAGUAUUUUUAAAAUAGAUUUCA